Molecule: messenger RNA, 1188 nt
Organism: Manihot esculenta (cassava)
Lineage: Eukaryota; Viridiplantae; Streptophyta; Magnoliopsida; Malpighiales; Euphorbiaceae
Exons: 5
Coding region: 1-1188 (395 amino acids)
Source: RefSeq, a predicted model, not a curated record
AUGAAUGUGGUUUGCCACUUCAAUCCUGAUUCAGUCUUGGUAAUUGAAGAUGAUUCUGACUAUAUAAACGAUCGUACUUGCCAUGUCUUUGAUCUCAUGUUUUGGGCAUAUCGUCAGUCGAUAGAAGGUUUCAAGCAUUGUCAGCCUGUGCUUUUUAUUGAUGAUACAUUUCUAUAUGGCAAAUACAAUAGGUGUAUAUUGUGUACAAUAUUGCUAAAUGGGAAUAAUCAGAUAUUUCCACUGGCAUUUGCAAUCAUUGAGAAGGAGAAUUCAGAUAAUUGGAAAGCAAUGCAACAAGACUGGUGGCAACCUCCAAGUGGACAUUAUCAAUACUGCAUUCGAUAUAUUUUGAGCAAUUAUAAUACAAAAUUCAAAAAUGCAGUCAUGAAAGAAUGUCUAAGGAAGGCUGCCAAUCAUAAUCAAAGGAGGAAAUUCUAUGAGACAAUGAAUAAAAUAGAGGAAGUUAAUCCAAAGACUUUUGAAUGGGCUGUGAAGAUUCCUCUAAAUAAGCAGACUCGUUCCCACUAUGGUGGCAAGCGAUAUGGAUCAAUGACAACUGACACUAUUGAGUCUGUCAAUGGAAUGUUGAAAGGUUUUCAAGCAUUGCCCAUUACAGCAAUGAAGAUUGCUCAAUCUGCAAAUGGCCAUCUUGUAACAACAUUUAAUCGUGAUGAAUUAGUUAUCAAAUUCCAAAGUGCAAAAUCUGGGCAAAAGCAAGUGGUUAAGCUUAUAGAAGGGACUUGCACUUACGAUAAAUUUCAAGAGAUGUGCAUCGCAUAUUCACAUGCCAUAGCAGCAUGCAUGUCAAGAUCUAUGGAUUAUGAGCAAUUUGUUGAUAGCUACAACAUAUUAGACAGAAUAAUCAAAUGUUAUGAACACAUGUGCACUCUUUUAGCUUACUAUAGCUAUCAUGAGUUGCCAAUUUCAAAAGCUACAUCGGCUGACAUGGCUCACAAUACAAAUGAAGAAAUUACGAAUAUGAAGGAUCACCUUCUCAAGAAGAUUAGGGCUAUGGAUAGGAGGUUGGAUAAUUGCAUGCUGAAAAAAGUGAGUUUUCAAGUGUGUAUGAUGACAGCUAGUUCUCGUGUUUCACGAUUUAUAGAAGAUAAUGACCUAUCUUAUUAUAGUGACAAUGAUAGUGGUGAUUUUACGAAAUAUCUAUCACAUUGUCUGCCAAAAUGCUGUUGA